Phialemonium atrogriseum is the source of this 404-nucleotide messenger RNA. RefSeq names its product NADH(P)-binding-domain-containing protein. Lineage: Eukaryota; Fungi; Ascomycota; Sordariomycetes; Cephalothecales; Cephalothecaceae. Gene Ontology annotation, molecular function: riboflavin reductase (NADPH) activity; biliverdin reductase [NAD(P)H] activity. The annotation marks the transcript as partial. The record is from RefSeq and is a predicted model, not a curated record. The transcript has 2 exons.
CCCGGACGACAGCAUGGCUACUGCAACCCCGCUCAAAGUCGCAGUGCUGGGACCCGCAGGCCAAUGUGGCAGCUGCGUAGUGGACGAACUCUUGUCACGCGGUCACACAGUCGUCGGCAUCUCUCGCAAUCCUCCAGAGGACUGGAAAAGCAACAGUGGCUAUUCCUCUGUGCCAGUGGAUAUCCAGGAUACGAAGAAACUGUCCAAAGUAUUUUCCGCGGGCUUCGACGCUAUUGUUUCCGCAUACGCGCCGCCUCUGGCGGAUCUGUCCAAGGUCUAUGAGACGGGUGUGGAAGGUCAUGGAAAGAUCAAAAUGGCCCUUCUCGAAUCGUCCCAUGAAGGGCAGAUCAUUGUAAUUGGGGGAGCAGGGUCUCUGCAUACCAAAAACGGGCAGCAGCUUGUAG